AUGGUGAAACCGUUUAUUCCGGACUAUGAGAGGAGAACGAUUCCUCUGGUUCCCAUGAUUGCCAUUUCGUUUGUCACGCUCUUGGACAAUUUCUGCAACACAUUGGUCAACCCCAUUAUUCCGUAUCUCUGCAAAGUUUAUUUUCCAGAUCUGGAGGAUGCUGAGAUAGGUCACUACAGUGGAUGGAUCACAGCAUCGUAUGCCCUGGGUGGAAUCCCGGGAAACUUCUUCUGGGGUUGGUUUGCAGAUCGAUACGGGCGACGCUGGUCGAUCUGUUUAAGUGUGAUGAUUUCGAUCAAUAUUUUCGGAUUGGCAACCAAUUACGCCACUGCUAUCUUGGGUCGAGCUCUUUGGGGCUUUUUAAACGGUAAUUUGGGAAUCGCCAAGACGUACAUUAGCGAAAUCUGUAAUGACUACACCCAGACAACUGGUUUUGCCAUUUUCCAGACAAGAAAUGUCGUAACACGCAGUAUCCUGGGUCCUACCCUCGGUGGCUAUCUAUCGAAGCCCGAAGAGAAUUUUCCGGAACUGACAAAGCGCUAUCCAUAUCGUUACUAUAUUCCGUGUUUCACCGCCUUCUUGAUAUGUCUUUUUAUUCUGAUCAUGGUGCUUUUCUGUCUGCCAGAAACUCUCUCCAAAGAGGAUGUGCGCAAAAACGAGGAGCUUCUGAAGCGUUCUCGCGAAGGAAUGGCUCGUCUGAAGGAAAAACGGGAGCGAGAUCCGAAUUAUCGUCCUACCGAAGAAGAGCGAAUCCAGGAGAUUCUCAUGCGAGGGUCCUAUGCGAAGCUGGUGGCGGACAAGCGAAUUCUGCUGUCGGUGGUGUUGAUGCGCUCUACCCGGUGUGGAUGA
This is a messenger RNA of Blastocystis hominis, 849 nucleotides long. RefSeq lists its product as hypothetical. Lineage: Eukaryota; Bigyra; Opalinata; Blastocystidae. The record is from RefSeq and is a predicted model, not a curated record. Gene Ontology annotation, biological process: transmembrane transport. Gene Ontology annotation, molecular function: transmembrane transporter activity.